Messenger RNA from Cylas formicarius (sweet potato weevil), 2762 nucleotides. RefSeq names its product tyrosine kinase receptor Cad96Ca-like. NCBI's taxonomy places the organism in Eukaryota, Metazoa, Arthropoda, Insecta, Coleoptera, Brentidae. Gene Ontology annotation, biological process: positive regulation of kinase activity; protein phosphorylation; multicellular organism development. Gene Ontology annotation, molecular function: transmembrane receptor protein tyrosine kinase activity; ATP binding; calcium ion binding. Bases 201 to 2174 code for a protein of 657 amino acids. The transcript has 9 exons. Gene Ontology annotation, cellular component: signaling receptor complex; membrane. The record is from RefSeq and is a predicted model, not a curated record.
CGUUCCGUGAAUAGUUGCCUCGAAGCUUUGACGUUAUGGCGGCCGGAUUUUGACGUCCCACGGCGAAACAUGCGAAACGUUAACGUGGAACAGUGGUUCGGUGCGAUCGACAACGUUGGAGACUUCGACGGUGGGUCAGGCGACGAGACGAUGCGACGGUUUCCCGUAGGACUUGAUUUAAGUGCAAUUUUCGAGUGACAAUGUUUGCGGAUCUGUGGCAUGUAAUCGCGAUCGUCCAAGUCGUCGGACGAGUGCGAUGUCAACUGGCAGAUAACACGCCGCCGUACAUGUACUUAGACCGGAACUGGCAAAUCUACGACACCGAACAAAUCGGAAGUAAAAUCGCCCAAGUACACGGCAACGACGCAGAAAACGGUCAGUUGAUUUACGGGUUGGAACCCCUGCAGUUUUUCGGGUCGAAAAAACCGCCCGACAAACUCCCGUUCAGGAUAGACCGGGACACGGGAGCAGUCUAUCUGAACGAGUCACUAAAAGGAAGGGCUGGCGAGAACCUGCACCUCUACGUCACCGUAUCCGACGGCGAAUUGGCGGCUAAAACUGAAGUCUACGUCAACAUAUUGAACGCGUCCUCCCCCCUCAGGUCUUCCCCGAAGCGUCCAGCGUUUCCCCCAUCGACGGGUGUGUUUCCCCCCGGCUUCAUCAACUACCCGGGAUUCAAUUCGAGGCCUGCGCCGAUCCCACAAGGGGUUUUAAACAACCUCACCAACAAUCCGCCUUCCUCUAUCACCAAUAACCCUUCCACGCCGCACUUUCAGCAGAAGGCACCGAAAAUAACCCAACUGAAACCGGUGGAGGGGGUGGACGCUGAAGAAAAAGGUCCGUCAAGGGUCGGCACGACGUCCACCGCCACCAUUCCGAAGAAAGACGUUAAAGAAGAAAGCGUCGAGAACGAUUUGGGGGACGACUACGGUGUACGAGAGUCUUCCGAGAUUGGGUCGACCGUAGUGCCGAUAAUGUCUGUGCUAGCGGUUUUCUUCACCGUGGGCGUGCUCGCCGCCAUUUUUCGGAAAAGGAUAUACCUCGGAAAGACUAAGAAAUCUAAGGAAGACAUGUCAAAGGAACCGUCUGCUCCUACCAGUGACAAUCAGGGGAUAAACAUGCAAGAGUGGCGCGGACCAAGAGCCUUCAGCAACAGAUACGAGCCGUGGCAGAGUAACUACAAUCAUAUGCAGGUCGCGACGCAGGCGUCGGAGACAGUGAAACCCAUCGACCGGUGGGAAUUUCCACGUCACCACCUAAAAUUUUUCAAAAUCCUUGGCGAGGGGGCGUUCGGUCAAGUUUGGAAAUGCGAAGCCCAGGACUUGGAAGGAAAAGACAGCGGAUCGUCGAUAGUGGCGGUGAAAACGCUCAAGGAAAACGCAAGCGAGAAAGAAAGAUUGGAUCUCGUCUCCGAGCUGCAGGUGAUGAAGAUGCUCGAGCCGCAUCCCAAUGUCGUCAAACUGUUGGGCUGUUGCACGGAGAAGGAACCGAUCUUCCUCAUCAUGGAGUACGUCACCAAGGGGAAAUUACAAAGCUACCUGCGCAGCUCGAGGGCGGAGCGCUACUACAACAACAUGCACGGGAAAAGCAAUUCCCUCACCUCCCGCGAUCUGACGUCAUUCUGUUACCAAGUGGCCAAAGGGAUGGAGUUUUUGUCGUCCAACGGGAUCAUUCACCGUGAUCUCGCUGCUCGUAACAUCCUCAUCACCGAAGAUCACACCUGCAAGGUGGCAGAUUUCGGAUUCGCGCGUGACGUUAUAUCGUCGCUGGUCUACGAGAGGAAGAGUGAAGGUCGACUGCCUAUCCGGUGGAUGGCGCCCGAAUCCUUGUACGACAACAUAUUUUCCGUCAAAUCGGACAUUUGGAGCUUCGGAGUGCUGAUUUGGGAGGUGGUAACACUGGGCAGCACGCCAUACCCCGGACUAUCUGCAGCCGAAGUGAUGAAAAAGGUAAAAGAUGGCUACCGCUUGGACAAGCCGGAGCACUGUCGCAGAGAACUCUACAACAUAAUGUACUACUGUUGGGACAAGGAUCCCAGAGCUCGACCGUCCUUCGCCGAGUGCAUCGAGCUUCUCGAGAAGCUUCUGCUGACGGAGACCGACUACAUCGAAUUGGAGCGCUUCCCCGACCAUUCCUACUACAACAUGCUCAGCCUGAGCGGCGAGAAACUAUAGCGAAAGGUGUUAAUUAUUUAGAAAUUAAUAACGAUAACCAUAGACUCAGAACUUGGUAUGCUCGUUGGGCAUCUUAGACAUUUACUCAGAAAUCCACCGGAAUGUGGGUGUCCGGUAUAUCUGGCAAUUUUGAAUUUGCCUAUUAUGGCUGAGUAGCGAAUUUGGGACGCCCGAUCUUUUUUAUUAACUCAUAAUUAACGACUUUUAAACAUGGAGUUACGAUGAAACUGAGUUUAAGUUGCUAAAUUUGGGAUUGAGAACUCAACAAAAUAAAGAUCGAAAUAUUUGGCGGUUCACUCUGUGCAGUGUGUCUCAUUUUUGAUGGUUUUACUGCCCACCUCCCUUAUUAAAAGUGGCGUAGUCAGUUUUCCAUGGCCUACUCAUUAAAAAAAUGAAAUUGUAGCUUCCCAUUGGAAAUAGUUGCUUGGAAAUAGAAUGUGUUAUAUAUUUUUAAAAGGCUUAUAUCAAGCCUAAUAAAUAAAUAAAUAAAGCAACGUUUAUUUUAAGCUCGACAACAUACUUAACUUAGUAUUCCAAUUUUACAUUCUAAAAAUCAAAGCAAAAAAUAAAAAAAACGAUAAAAAAUAA